Molecule: messenger RNA, 16692 nt
Organism: Pan troglodytes (chimpanzee)
Lineage: Eukaryota; Metazoa; Chordata; Mammalia; Primates; Hominidae
Gene: TLR2
Product: toll like receptor 2
Exons: 2
Coding region: 8943-11297 (784 amino acids)
Biological process (GO): toll-like receptor signaling pathway; immune response; inflammatory response
Cellular component (GO): signaling receptor complex; plasma membrane
Molecular function (GO): protein binding; transmembrane signaling receptor activity; triacyl lipopeptide binding
Source: RefSeq, a predicted model, not a curated record
UUCAAAAUAAUGAGGGGGGUGCAGAAGGGUAGGGACAAACCUCUCCCUCCUUUGCCACUUUAGCUUUAGCUGGCAAACAAACCUGCUCUGUCACCUCUUCUGUUACUUCAUUAUACUUUCCUUCCUCCUCAUCUUUAGUGUGAAAAGGUUCCAAGGUGGAAUGAACUAGAGCCCACAUUUGCCCAUUGUUACCCUGAUGCUUCCGAGCUCCCCUUCUUACUCACCAUGGGGAUUGCUUAAGAGUACUCGGGUGUCCUCCAGCUUUGUUCCACGUUUUCCAACCAUUGCUCCAGCGAGCCUUCAUCCCGGUUUUGAGUCCCCACGUUGGGCGCCACUUGCCGAGACCAGCUCGGUCGUGGAGACCCUAACCCAGCAGUGCUAGAGGAAUUAAAGACACACACACAGAAAUAUAGAGUGUGGAGUGGGAAAUCAGGGGACUCACAGCCUUCAGAGCUGAGAGCCCAGAACAGAGAUUUACCCACGUAUUUAUUGACAGCAAGCCGGUGAUAAGCAUUAUUCCUGUAGAUUAUAGAUUAACUAAAAGUAUUCCUUACAGGAAACAAAGGGAUGGGCCAAAACAAAGGGAUGGGCUCUGGCUAGAUAUCUGCAGCAGGAACAUGUCCUUAAGGCACAGAUCGCUCAUGCUAUUGUUUGUGGCUUAGGAAUGCCUUAAGUGGUUUUCCACCUUGGGUGGACCCAGGUGUUCCUUGCCCUCAUUCCAGUAAACCCACAACCUUCAGUGUGGGCAUCAUGGCCAUCACAAACAUGUCACAGUGCUGCAGAGAUUUUGUUUAUGGCAAGAUCUGGGGCCAGUUUAUGGCCAGAUUUGAGGGCCUGUUCCCAACAGUGGACAAAGAAGAAAAGCUGCUUAAGGCAAACAGGCACAUAUUUUUAAACCUACAAUAGCUAGACAAACUAAGAGAAUCCUGUGUAUGUUUUACUUUUGUAUUUUUAUUUUUAAUAUUUGUGGAUACAUAGUAGAUGUAUAUAUUUAUGGGGCACGAGAUAUUUUGAUACAGGCAUACAAUGGAUAAUAAUAACAUCACAGUAAAAGGGGUAUCCAUUACCUCAAGCAUUUAUCCUUUCUUUGUGUUAUAAACAAUCCAAUUAAACCUUUUAGUUAUCAUAAAAUGUACAAUAAUGUUGACUGUGGUCACCCUGUUUUGCUAUCAAAGAAUAAAUCUUAUUCAUUUUAUCUAAGUAUAUUUGUGUAGCCAUUAACCAUCCCAGUCCCCCUGCACCUCCAACUACACUUCCCAGCCUCUGUUAACCAUCAUUCUACUCUCUUAUCUCCAUGAGUUCAAUUGUUUUAAUUUGUAGCUACCUCAAAUAAGUGAGAACAUGGGAUGUUUGUCUUUCUGUGCCUUAUUUCACUUAACAUAAUAUCCUCCAGUUCCAUCCAUGUUGUUAUAUGACAGAAUUUCAUUCUUUCUUAUGGCUGAAUAGUACCCCAUUGUAUAUAUGUACCACAUUUUCUUUAUCCAUUCAUGUGUAGAUGGACACUUGGAUUGCUUCUAAAUCUUGGCUACUGUGAAUAGUGCAGCACUAAACAUGGGUGUGCAGAUAUCUCCUUGAUAUAUUGAUUUCCUUUAUUUUGGGUAUAUACCUAGCAGUGGGAUUGCUGGAUUGUGUGGUAGCUCUACUGUUAGUCUUUUGAGGAACGUCCAAAUUGUUCUCCAUAGUGGUUGUACUAAUUUACAUUCCCAACCAACAACAGUGUACAAGGGUUCUGUUUUCUCCACAUCCUUGCAGCAUUUUUACUGCCUGUCUUUUGGAUAAAAGCCAUUUUAACUGGAGUGAAAUGAUAUCUCAUUGUAGUUUUGAUUAGCAUUUCUCUGAUGAUCAUUGAUGUUGAGCACCUUUUUAUAUAUCUGUUUGCCAUUCAUGUGCCUUCUUUUGAGAAAUGUCUAUUUAGAUCUUUUGCCCAUUUAAAAAAUUGGAUUAUUAGAUUUUUUCCUAUUGAGUUAUUUGAUCUCCUUAUAUAUUCUGGUUAUUAAUCCCCUUUCAAAUGGAUAGUUUGUGAAUAUUUUCUCCCAUUCUGUGUAUUGCCUCUGCACUUUGUUGAUUAUUUAAUUUGCUAUGCAGAAACUUUUUAACUUGAUGUGAUCCCUUUUGCUCAUUUUUGCUUUGGUUGCCUAUGCUUGUGGGGUAUGACUUAAGAAAUCUUUGACCAGACCAAUGUCAUGGAGAGUUUUCUUAAUGUUUUCUUUUAAUAGUUUCAUAGUUUGAUAUCUUAGAUUUAAGUCUUUAAUCUAUUUUGUUUUUGUUUUUGUAUAUGGCAAGAUAUAGGGGUCUAGUUUCUUCCGCAUAUGGAUAUCUAUUUUUCCCAGUACCAUUUGUUGAAGAUACUGUCCUUUCUGCAAUGUAUGUUCUUGACACUUUUAUUGAAAAUGAAUUCACUGUAGAUGUGUGGAUUUGUUUCUGGGUUCUCUAUUCUGUUCUGUUGUUCUGUGUGUCUGUUUUUAUGCCAGUACCAUUCUGUUUUAGUUACUAUAGCUCUGUAGUAUAAUUUUAAGUCAGAUAAUGUGAUUCCUCCAGUUUUGUUCUUUUUGCUCAGAAUAGCUCUGGCUAUUCUGGGUCUUUUGUGGUUUCAUGUAAAUUUUAGGAUUAUAUUUUAUUAACAUAUUUCUGUGAAGAAUGUCAUUGGUAUUUUGAUAGGAACUGCAUUAAAUCUAUAGAUUGCUUUGGGUAGUAAGGAUAUUUUAACAAUAUUGAUUUUUUCCAAUCCAUGAACAUGGAAUAUCUUUCCAUUUUUUGGUGUUCUCUUUAAUUUCUUGCAUCAGUGUUUAUAGUGUUUCUUUCAUCAGUGUUUAUAGUUUUCAUUGUAGAGAUCUUUUACUCCUUUGAUUAAGUUUAUUCCUGGGUAUUUUAUUUGUAGCCGUUGUAGACGAGAUUACUAUCUUGAUUUCUUUUUCAGAUUGUUCACUGUUGGCAUAUACAAAUGCUACUUAUUUUUGUAUGUUGAUUUUAUAUACUACAAUUUCACUGAAUUUGCUUAUUACAGAGAGACUAAAGAUAGUUAGGUCUGUUACCAAAUGUGUUUUCUGUCACAUUGAAAAAUUAUACCAUGAGAAGUCACAUGCUUCUAGUAAUUACAGUUCAUAGAUAUGUCAAUGUACAGAAUGCUGGUGUGACAGUUUACAAUUGUUUGCUUUAUAGUUUUCACUGGAAAUUAAAGUUACUAAGGGUAAAGUAAUCCCAGCACUGUGGGAAGCUGAGGCAGGAUGAUUGCUUAAUGCCAGGAGUUUGAGACCAGCUGGGGCAAUGUAGCAUGACCCCAUCUACAAAAAAAAAAAAGGAAUUCUAAUUAAUAUGUGGUACUAGAAUUACCAGAAAUAAUAAGGGAAACAACUCUGAAAAGAAGGUAAGAUGUGUUUUGGGUAAGAACAGCUAUAAAGUAUGAGGGGAUGUUUUGUUUUGUUAAGGAAAAAAUAAAAUAAUAUUUGUCCUAAAGUAGAAUGCCUGGUUGUUAAGACAAUGAGAAAGAGAAAGAGUAUAGAAGAAAAACUGAAUGGAUAUAAGAAAGUUGUAGAAGGUUGUGGGAUAGGAAUCCUGGAAAGGGAAUUUUAUAUGUGAUCAAACUAAGAUUUGAAGAAAAUUCUAAGUUUUUUUUUAAAAAAUUGAGCAUGAAUAUCAAAAACAUACUGACACAGAACUAGAAAUUUGUCCUCUAUGUUAAAACAACAAGGUUUUCUUAGAGUAUUGGUCUGCUCUUAAUAAGAAAUUGAAAGACUUUUCUUUACCUGCUAAGUAAUUGGCCUAGGAAAUGAAGAUUCUGUGUUUUAUUGAGAUAAUUUAUUGUGCUUCAUGUUGUCUUUAUUAGAUCUUUGACUGCCUCAGAGACCUGAGUUCACCUUAUUAAAAGAGAAAGAGUUUCUACAAUUAUGUGGCUUUCUUUAUUUGCCUUUGAAGUCUUUUACCAAUCACUCUAGUUAAAUGAAUAAAUAUUGUUUCAUAGGGACCUGUGAUCCUAUUUUAAUCAAAUAUUUUAAACCUUUUGAUAUUUUUGACUUCUCAAAAUCAAAUUCUAAAUUAAAACCUUUUGACGUUGAACAAACUUUGGAAGCUUCUAGAUGGGCUUCUGGAAUAUCUCAAAAGAAAUUGUUUUCUCUCCUGAUAAAAAAGAGAGAUAUUAAACCAAUUAGGCUUAUUUGAUAUGUUAUAUUGCAUGGGAAGAAUUGUUAAAUUAUAAGUGAUGCUGAACUUUCUUUAAGUCAUAUUGUAUGGGUAUGUUAUUAAUAUGUGCUUCAGAAAUUAUAUGAAAUUCUUAGAAACCAGAUAGUCGUGGUAUAAUACUAUCAGCCAAAAUUCUAAUUAUCGUGAAAUAUUAUAUGUUGCAGAAGUAAUACAAUUUCCUUAUCAAUUGCAUUAUUGUGAACUCUCAUCAUAUCUUUAACAAAGUCCAUUUUAAGCUUUGUCAUCUACAAAGAGUCACUUGUUUUACUCUGGUACUUUCCGGAACACUGUGAAAAACAAUUAUAUAAAGUGUGUGGACCUAUAAGACAAACAACCAAACAAAAAUCUUAAAGUGUUCUUUUAAAAGAUUCGUGGAAAGGACUCUGAUAAGUAUAGGUUUCUGAUAACUUUAAGAUCAUACUACUGGACUGGGUAAGAAUUUCCAGAACUCUAGCAAAGAAGUGGAUUGGUUCAUAAAACUGCCAACCCAACAUGAAGCAGAAUAAGAAUUAAUUGAAUACCAGGGAAAUGCUUUGGCAGAUUUUCCUGCUAAGUCAGCCAGUACUGAAAUUGUUAAGAUAUGCAAUUUGAAAGAACACUAUAAUAUUCAUCUGAAUCAAAUUAUCUAUGAUAACCUAUUUAAAUGAACAGCAUCAUGCACCUGAAUUGGAGAAACAAAACUGAUAUUUAAAAUGAUAUAAAUUUAGUGUUAAAUGUGGCCUCAUGGAUCAGACAGCUAUCUGGUCCUUUCUGAGUCCAUAUAGCUGCCAUUAUUAAAAGUUCUGCACUCUAUGACUCAUCACAGAAUAGAUAACAUGAAAUUAUGAAAAAAUAUUGGUGUUAUGACUGUUCUAAAAUUGCUAAAAUGGCUUAUAAUCAAUGUUUAGUUUGUCAAAUCCACAAUUUUUAUAAGAUAAUAAAAACCUCAGUUGGUACAUUUCCACCAUCCACUGGACUAUUUGAACAUUUACAGAUGGAUUGCAUUCAGUUGCCUCAUUGGGAAUCUGCAGGAAACUUAAGUAAAUGCUGGAUAUGUCACGUUGAACCAAAUACUAAUAUGCUUUUAAAGAUCUUCUAAUUCACCCUAUAGCAGAUUUCACUGAUAUUCCAAGUGUGACUACCUGUUCAAAUUGCACAUCUGGUCUUUCUAUAGGGUUAGGCUUUUUGAGUCACAUAUUCAGAUUUCAUGUUUAAAGCUAACAGUAGACAAAACAUAUAGGAGAGGCUUUACAGUUAAAUUAUUCCAGAAACUGAAUAAUAAAACCAAAAGGAGAGACAAUUAGACAGUUUGUAGACGAAUUCAUAACCCUAAUUCUCUAAUUGUUGGUAGCCUCCAUUGAUGAUAAUUAAUAGUGGAGCCUUAGAUAAAUACUACUAUUGCUUCCCUGUUGAUGACCCCUGUAGCACACAGUGUCCCACAGGGAACUGUCUCUUGUGCCCCUCCAGCAUAUAUUUUUAUCUAUGAAGGAUUUAACUAUCAAUCAUAGGCACAGGCAACUCCAUGUCCCAGUCAGUAGGAAAUAAGAAGUCAGUGUGGAUUAGGGAUUCUAACAGUACCACUGUCACUCCAUAACCAACUGAAAAUUUGACAUUGUUCUAUACCUCUUAAUUUGCACUAUGGUAUAAAAAGGAACUUUCUAGCAGGUACGAAUCCCUCUAAAUGGGCAUCUUUUGUUCAAAUGCUCCUUCCCUGGCUUGGAAUAAAUGUAAAUGAGGUUAUGAUUAGAAAUCCCCUUCAAACAUUAGCUACUACAGCUCACUCUACUGCAAAGGCUAUAUAGUUGCCCAGUGAAGUUCUCUAAAUUCUCUUGCUAAAGUUUCUUUAAAUAACAGGAUUGCCUUGAACUAUCUGUUGGUUUGUAGUGGGGCAGGGGGUGUGAUAGGGGACACUGUGUAUAAUAGCUAAUACAUCCUACUGCACUUGCAUAAAGGAAUCUGUUAUAAAGAAAAUGAAAUAAAGGUAUAAAAGUUGGCAAGAAGAAAACCAUCAUUAUGUCUUGAGGAUGAUUGGGGAUACAGAAAAUGAGAAGAAUCCACAAACUAUUAGAAUUACUAAGUUAAUUUAGCAAGGUUGCUCAAUGCACGGUCAGUAUACAAAAUUUAAUUGAAUUUCUACAUAUAUGUAUAUGCCAUAUUGUGUUAGAUUGUUUUGCAUUGCUAUAAGGGAAUACCUGAAGCUGGGUAAUUUAUAAAGAAAAGAGGCUUAUUUGGCUCAUGGUUCUGCAGGCUGUACAAGCAUGGCACUAGCAUCUGUUUGACCUUAGGAAGCCUUUACUCAUGGUGGAAGAAGGGGGAGCAGGCAUGUCAUAUAGUGAGAGAGUGAGUGAGAGGGAGGGAGCAAGAGUGAAGGGGGAGGUCCCAGACUCUUUUUAAAUAACCUGAAAUCCUGUGAACAGAGUGAAAACUAACUUAUUACCAUGAAGAGCACACCAAGCCAUUCAUGAGGGAUAUACCUUCAUGACCCAAACACUUUCCACCAGGUCCUACCUUCAACACUGGGGAUCACAUUUCAACAUGAGAUUUGGAGAGGACAAACAUCCAAAUCAUAUCACAUAUAUAAAUAUGUAAAAACUAUUUUAAAUGUUUUUAAAGUAUCGAAUAGAAAUAAAUCUCACAAAAUAUGCUUAAGAACUUUAAGCAAAAACCAUAAAAUACUAUUGUGAUAAGUUAAAGAAGACCUAAAUAAAUGGAGAGAUCUGUCAUGCUCAUGGAUUGGAAGAUUCAAUACUGUAAUGAUAUGAAUAGUUCCCAAAUUGUUCUAUAGAUUCAAAACAUUGCCAAUUAAAAUCUCAGUGGACUUUGUUUUUUGAAACUGACAAGCUGAUUCUGCCAUUUAUAAUAAUAUUCAAAGGGGCAAGAAUAACCAAGACACAUUUGAAGAAGAACAAGGAGGAAGAAGAAUGUAUUUGAAGAAGAAUAAGGAACUCUAUUAAGUGUGUAUCUCCUAGAUAUUGAGAUACACAUUUGAAAUACAUCUAUCACCUAGAUAUUGAGAUAUAUUAUACAUUUAAUAUAGUGUGUUGAUGGUAUAGUGAUAGACAAAUGAACAUUGGAUCAGAAUAGCACUGAAACAAGAUCUACCCCUAUAUGGGCAUGUCCCUAUUAACAAAAAAAAUUGUUGAUUAUUUCUGCAAGGUGAUCUGUAAAAAACAAGUUAAUUGAACAUCCAUAUGGGAAAAAAGUGAAUCCUUCUGCUACCUCAAAUAUCAACCCCGGGUAGAUUAUAGAUCUAAAAGUGAAAGGCAAAGCAAUAAAGAUUUUAGAAAAUAACAAAGAGAAUAUCUUUAUGAAAAUACAGGAAAUAUUUUAAAAAUAGGCUAGAAAACUCACUAUUAAAAUAUAUAAAAUAUAAGAACAUCUGUUCAUCAAAAGUACUAUAGUUUGAAUAGCAGUGUCUCCUCCAAAAUUCAUAUUGAAACUUAAUCCCCAUUGUAACAGUACUAAUCCUAAAACUAUUAAGAGGUGUGACCUGUGGGAAGUGACUAAGUCAUGAGGGGUCUUUCCUCAGGUAUGGGAUUAGCAUCCUUAUAAAAGGCCUUGAGAUGGAAUGUAGUGCCCCCUUGCCCUCUUGUGUUCUCCCAUGUGAAGACACAGCAACAAGGCACCAUCUUGGAAGGAGAGAGAAGCCCUCACCAGACAACAGUGCACGUGCCUUGAUCUUAGACUUCCCAGCCUCCAGAGCUAUAAUAAAUACAUUUCUGUUCUUUAUAAAUUACUUGGUCUCUGGUAUUUUGUUAUAGAAGCACUAAUGGACUAAGACAAAAAGAUUCCAUUAAGAAAGUGAAAAGGCAACUGCAGAGUGGCAGAAGCUUUUGGAGAUGAUGAAUAUGUUUACUUCCUGGAUUGCGGUGAUGAUACCAUGAGUGUAUACCUAUGUGUGUAUACGUAAUGUAUACAAAUUGUGUUCAUUGAUUAUGUACAGUUUCUUUGUAUACCAAUUAUACCUUAAUAAAGCUAAGGAAAAAAAAAGAAAAUCCAGAAUAAAUAUGCAUGGUAUGACCCAUUUAUUUAAAAAAAAAAAGAGGGAAUGCGAAGCAGUGGUUUUGGUGCGAACACAAAAAUUCUGGCUUCAACAGCAUUUAAAUUCCCAAACCAAGCAUGUUUAUGUUUUAAUUCUUUGUGGCCAUAAAUUGUACAGCUCAGGCCUUUAUAAUCUCUCAGAUUCUGUGAAUGUGGGGAAUUAGUUUUACUCAUAAAAAGUUUUGUUCUCGGGGAUAAAUUUUUUAAAAAAAUUUUUGUAUAGUUAGCACACUGAGAAAAUACAGACAAAGGCAUACAGAUGCAAGAAAUGAGGUAGCUGAAUAGACCAAAGAAUGAUAUAGGGCCCAGAAGGUAGGCAAAGAGAAAGUUGUUGGGUUUAUGGUUACAAGUAAACUAGCAGUUGUGGUACAGAUAGUUUUAUUUCCCCCACAUUAAUCUGAACAGCCCAUCCAGACUUAAACACUGCUUUUUGCAUUUACUUCUAGGCAGGAAGACAGGGUUCUGAUGGUGUGAGUCUCCUUCAACUCAGCAAACCACCUUGGUCUGCCUCGAGUUUCCAACACCCCUCCUGCCUGCUAGUGAUAGGUGUGAGGCAGGUUGAUGAACAUGGAACUUUUUUCUUUUGGUCCCAAAGCAUGCUACUCCUGGAGUUUCAUUCAGUGAAUGAGAACUAUAGUUUGGUUCUGUGAGAUCUCUAUGAAUCAAGGCGGCCACUGAAGCGGAGAAAAGAAAUGCUUAAAUGUUAAGAAAGUUUGAAGUGCAGAAAAAGGUUGAAUCACUGGACAAUGCCACAUACUUUGUGGAUGGUGUGGGUCUUGGGGGUCAUCAUCAGCCUCUCCAAGGAAGAAUCCUCCAAUCAGGCUUCUCUGUCUUGUGACCGCAAUGGUAUCUGCAAGGGCAGCUCAGGAUCUUUAAACUCCAUUCCCUCAGGGCUCACAGAAGCUGUAAAAAGCCUUGACCUGUCCAACAACAGGAUCACCUACAUUAGCAACAGUGACCUACAGAGGUGUGUGAACCUCCAGGCUCUGGUGCUGACAUCCAAUGGAAUUAACACAAUAGAGGAAGAUUCUUUUUCUUCCCUGGGCAGUCUUGAACAUUUAGACUUAUCCUAUAAUUACUUAUCUAAUUUAUCGUCUUCCUGGUUCAAGCCCCUUUCUUCUUUAACAUUCUUAAACUUACUGGGAAAUCCUUACAAAACCCUAGGGGAAACAUCUCUUUUUUCUCAUCUCACAAAAUUGCAAAUCCUGAGAGUGGGAAAUAUGGACACCUUCACUAAGAUUCAAAGAAAAGAUUUUGCUGGACUUACCUUCCUUGAGGAACUUGAGAUUGAUGCUUCAGAUCUACAGAGCUAUGAGCCAAAAAGUUUGAAGUCAAUUCAGAACGUAAGUCAUCUGAUCCUUCAUAUGAAGCAGCAUAUUUUACUGCUGGAGAUUUUUGUAGAUGUUACAAGUUCCGUGGAAUGUUUGGAACUGCGAGAUACUGAUUUGGACACUUUCCGUUUUUCAGAACUAUCCACUGGUGAAACAAAUUCAUUGAUUAAAAAGUUUACAUUUAGAAAUGUGAAAAUCACCGAUGAAAGUUUGUUUCAGGUUAUGAAACUUUUGAAUCAGAUUUCUGGAUUGUUAGAAUUAGAGUUUGAUGACUGUACCCUUAAUGGAGUUGGUAAUUUUAGAGCAUCUGAUAAUGACAGAGUUAUAGAUCCAGGUAAAGUGGAAACGUUAACAAUCCGGAGGCUGCAUAUUCCAAGGUUUUACUUAUUUUAUGAUCUGAGCACUUUAUAUUCACUUACAGAAAGAGUUAAAAGAAUCACAGUAGAAAACAGUAAAGUUUUUCUGGUUCCUUGUUUACUUUCACAGCAUUUAAAAUCAUUAGAAUACUUGGAUCUCAGUGAAAAUUUGAUAGUUGAAGAAUACUUGAAAAAUUCAGCCUGUGAGGAUGCCUGGCCCUCUCUACAAACUUUAAUUUUAAGGCAAAAUCAUUUGGCAUCAUUGGAAAAAACUGGAGAGACUUUGCUCACUCUGAAAAACUUGACUAACGUUGAUAUCAGUAAGAAUAGUUUUCAUUCUAUGCCUGAAACUUGUCAGUGGCCAGAAAAGAUGAAAUAUUUGAACUUAUCCAGCACACGAAUACACAGUGUAACAGGCUGCAUUCCCAAGACACUGGAAAUUUUAGAUGUUAGCAACAACAAUCUCAAUUUAUUUUCUUUGAAUUUGCCGCAACUCAAAGAACUUUAUAUUUCCAGAAAUAAGUUGAUGACUCUACCAGAUGCCUCCCUCUUACCCAUGUUACUAGUAUUGAAAAUCAGUAGGAAUGCAAUAACUACGUUUUCUAAGGAGCAACUUGACUCAUUUCACACACUGAAGACUUUGGAAGCUGGUGGCAAUAACUUCAUUUGCUCCUGUGAAUUCCUCUCCUUCACUCAGGAGCAGCAAGCACUGGACAAAGUCUUGAUUGAUUGGCCAGCAAAUUACCUGUGUGACUCUCCAUCCCAUGUGCGCGGCCAGCAGGUUCAGGAUGUCCGCCUCUCGGUGUCAGAAUGUCACAGGACAGCACUGGUGUCUGGCAUGUGCUGUGCUCUGUUCCUGCUGAUCCUGCUCACGGGGGUCCUGUGCCACCGUUUUCAUGGCCUGUGGUAUAUGAAAAUGAUGUGGGCCUGGCUCCAGGCCAAAAGGAAGCCCAGGAAAGCUCCCAGCAGGAACAUCUGCUAUGAUGCAUUUGUUUCUUACAGUGAGCGGGAUGCCUACUGGGUGGAGAACCUUAUGGUCCAGGAGCUGGAGAACUUCAAUCCCCCCUUCAAGUUGUGUCUUCAUAAGCGGGACUUCAUUCCUGGCAAGUGGAUCAUUGACAAUAUCAUUGACUCCAUUGAAAAGAGCCACAAAACUGUCUUUGUGCUUUCUGAAAACUUUGUGAAGAGUGAGUGGUGCAAGUAUGAACUGGACUUCUCCCAUUUCCGUCUUUUUGAUGAGAACAAUGAUGCUGCCAUUCUCAUUCUUCUGGAGCCCAUUGAGAAAAAAGCCAUUCCCCAGCGCUUCUGCAAGCUGCGGAAAAUAAUGAACACCAAGACCUACCUGGAGUGGCCCAUGGACGAGGCUCAGCGGGAAGGAUUUUGGGUAAAUCUGAGAGCUGCGAUAAAGUCCUAGGUUCCCAUAUUUAAGACCAGUCUUUGUCUAGUUGGGAUCUUUAUGUCACUAGUUAUAGUUAAGUUCAUUCAGACAUAAUUAUAUAAAAACUACGUGGAUGUACCGUCAUUUGAGGACUUGCUUACUAAAACUACAAAACUUCAAAUUUUGUCUGGGGUGCUGUUUUAUAAACAUAUGCCAGAUUUAAAAAUUGGUUUUUGGUUUUUCUUUUUUCUAUGAGAUAACCAUGAUCAUAAGUCUAUUACUGAUAUCUGAAUAUAGUCCCUUGGUAUCCAAGGGAAUUGGUUGCAGGAUCCUCGUGGAUAUCAAAAUUCAUAGAUGAUCAAGUCCCUUAUAAGAGUGGCAUAGUAUUUGCAUAUAACCUGUGUACAUUCUCCUGUAUACUUUAAAUCAUCUCUAGAUUACUUAUGAUACCCAAUACAAUGUAAAUACUAUGUAAAUAGUUGUACUGUCUUUUUAUUUAUGUUAUUAUUGUUAUUUUUUAUUUUCAAAAUUUUUAAAACAUACUUUUGAUCCACAGUUGGUUGACUUCAUGGAUGCAGAACCCAUGGAUAUAGAGGGCCAACUGUAAUCUGUAGCAACUGGCUUAGUUCAUUAGGAAACAGCACAAAUGAACUUAAGAUUCUCAAUGACUGUGUCAUUCUUUCUUCCUGCUAAGAGACUCCUCUGUGGCCACAAAAGGCAUUCUCUGUCCUACCUAGCUGUCACUUCUCUGUGCAACUGAUCUCAAGAGCAACAAGGCAAAGUAUUUGGGGCACUCCCCAAAACUUGUUGCUAUUCCUAGAAAAAAGUGCUGUGUAUUUCCUAUUAAACUUUACAGGAUGAGAAAUACUAGAGGGUGUAUUUUCAUGUGAUCUGGAUCUGUCUUUCUGGCUAUUAGAUAGGUUUCUCCAGCCAUAGUUACUUGAGAGAGUGAGUACACAGUGCAAGGUACAGUAAAUUAUGUAUUUCUGUAAUUUAACAAAAUAAAUACUCAUUUUAGGAGAAUUUGAAAGACACUUCCCACAUCCGGACUCUGGUCUUCCUCAGCCUCUAACUACCUUUUGAGUUCUAGUUAUUGUCCAAUCACUCUGACUCUCAGUUCCUGUUUUUUAGCCUAUAUCUCCUGCAUCUUGUUGCUUUUUCCUUCUUCGAAAAGUCUUGUUUUUAAUUCUAAAAAAGCCUGCCCUUUUUCCCCUUCUGAAUAUUUUAAAAAGUACAUGUGAGCUAAAUAGAUUUUUAAGCAAAUAUAUACCUAGAGGUUCCUCAUAAUGACUCAAAAAUAGUUUGAUACACAGUAAUUUAAAGGUAGAUACUACUACCAUAUGUUAAUUUUGCAAUCUAGGUAUAAUAAUACCACACAUUAAAUUUUGAUGCAACUUUCUUUGGUAAGCACUAUUUGCUGAUUCUAUGUAACUUUCUUAAGCUGGGAACCAUGUGAAAGGAAGUGAGCCUUUGACCCCUGCUCAAUUCUCAACCAGAACUGGGUGUAUGUGGUUAAUUGGGCACUAGAGUCGGAAAGACCUGGGUUAGUAGAUGUAUAAUCUUUGGCAAGUCAGUUGACAUGACCCAAAAAGUUUUUCUGUCUUUAAAAUAGGGAUGGUGAUCUCUAUAUCCUAAGAUACUGAGAGUAUGAAAUGUAGGAAUGUAAGUAAACCAUGAGCCUAAGCUCCUUGAUUCCCAUUUUCUCUGGAGGGGUGUUGAGGGCAAGAGUACCACGCCUAAGAGAAUGGGCACUAUGGGUUCGUGUGUGGGGUGAGGGUGAUGUCUGUAGUAGAUGUUAGCUAUUAUUAUUAUUAUUUUCCAAGAAGAUAUUUCAUUCCCUUAUAUAUUAUGGCUUGUAAGUGGAUAUUUUUCUGUUAUGGAUACUAGCAGGGAUAUAAGGGAUCCUGCUGUUUGCAGAAAAAUACCACAAAGAAAUAUAUGCUCAUUAACUGCAGAACAAGCUUGUCCUUGGGGAACUCGCAUAGGGCUGCUGCUGUUUCACACGACCUCCCAGAAGAGUGUUAUGGAGGAAACGGUAGCCAGCCUUAAAAAAAAUCAGGCUUGGCGUAAUCCCAGCACUUUGGGAGGCUAAGGCAGGAGGAUUGCUUGAGUCCAGGAGUUGGAGACCAGCCUGGGCAACAUGGCAAAACCCUGUCUCUACCAAAAAAUACAAAAUAUUAGCAGGGCAUGGUGGCAUGUGCCUCUGGUCCUAGCUACUCGGGAUGCUGAGGUGGGAGGAUCACCUGAGCCCAGGAGGUCCAGGCUGCAGUGAGCUGUGAUUGCACCACUGCACUCCAGCCUGGGUGACAGAGCAAGACACUGUCUCAAAAAAACAAAAUGAAACAAAACAAACAAAAAACAAGUUUAGAGGAAGGAAACUUGAGAUUCCACAGACACCAAAUACAGUAAUGGACUUUCUGCUUUACUUCUCUGUUUCCUACAUUAAGCACCAUGCUAAUUAUGAGAACAAGGUAGAUUUAACAUUGACUCAAUCUAUGUUUAAUUUCAAGAACUUAAAAUAGCAACUGAAAUAGCUUCAUAAUUAAUUGAUAGAUUUAAAAUAAUAUUUAAAAAAUAAUCUUUAGGACGGACGUGGUGGCUUAUGCCUGUAAUCCCAGCACUUUGGGAGGCUGAGGUGGGAGGAUCACCUGAGGUGAUGUGGUGCCUAUUCACAUUAAAGGUGGAUCUUCCUUUCCUAGUCCACUGACUCAAAUGUUAAUCUCCUCUGGCAACACCCUCACAUACACACCAGAAACUAUACUUUACCAGCUAUCCAGGCAUCUUUCAAUCCAAUCAAGUUGACACCUAGUAUUAGCCAUAAUACUCUCCAAUCUUUUUUCAGUGUAUAUAUACACACUACUUUACAAAAUUGGGAUUAGAUUGUAAAUACUUAAAUUUUAUAAAGAAAAUGGCAUCUUCAUUUUUUUCUGAGGCUGUUUAGUGAUUAUCUGACAUUCCUGAACUCUGAGGGUCAUUGUGAAUCCCAUUCAGAUAAAUACUGGCUUAUUUGCCGAGAGUUCUAAAUGGUUCUGAAAGCUGCCAUUGUGGCUAUACAUAAAAGUUAAGUGGGAACUAAAUUAGAGAUCAGUUUAAGGGUUCUUUUUUUUGUUUAACAGGAGAAAAACUAAUUUUUUGUUAGUGCUUUAUCCAAAUGUGAAGUCUUUUAUUUGUCAAUAGACUAUAAGCUCAAGAAUCUUGUUUUAUCUCCCUACCCCUUGAACAUGCCUACUAUAUAGUAAGUAUUGAAUUAUUGGGAUGUUUUCAGAGUAGAGAAAUAAGCAAUUAAAAAUUCUAUAAUCUGGAUGCUGAAUCAGUCAUAAUGAGAGAGGAGAAAAUGAAAAAUCAGUUGGGUAGACAGCUAAGGCUAGUCUUCAGAGAAGCAGCCUGCCUGGAAAAUCACAGCUACAGGCAAAAAUAGAGCAGCCUGGGGAAAACUCAGACUGUACCUGCACAGAUAAGCAGGCAACGUCCAGCAGAGAAGCCUUUUGUUCUUUGUGUGAUUAGCAGGCUCCCAGGAAAAUGUUUUCUCCCCUUUUCAGAUAUGAACACGGGGGGAUCCAUGGGAGAUUGCACUGGAAACAGAGGGGGUUUACCUAAAAGAAACCCACAAUUACUCAAACAAGAAAAAAGCUAUGCUUUGUGCUUACCUAGAGACAUCUCACAGCUGUAUAGGUAGGUGGAGUUGUGCAGACAGGUUUUCAAAUAAGAGAAGUUACUCAAACAGCUACAGAGAUGAGAGGAGUUUCUUAUAAAAGCUUUUGCAUUCAGCUGUAAAAUGGCACCCCACUUGGGCUCUCCUCUCCACUGUGGAGAGCUUUCUUCUUUCACUUACUAAACUUUUGCUCCAACCUCACCCUUUGCAUCCAUGCUCCUUAAUUUUCUCAGUCAUGACACAAUAAGUUCAAAUAACACCUUAGACAAUGAGACAAUGGACCCUGACCUAUUUCAAUAAUACUGAAGCAUUGGGCAGUUUGAAAGAGGAAAGUUCUCAACAGUAAGAAAUUGUAGUGUGAGUUAUCUUAAUGAUGGACCUUUGAAUAGCAUUAAGUAUAGUGCCAAUAUCUGAACAAGGAAAAUAAUCAUUGUAUUUCCUUUCUACUUCAUACAAUUGUAAUGGCUUCAAGUAUUGCAGAGUAGAUGUCUGGUGUUAAUGUAUACAGUGUUGACUAUUUUAAAAAUGACCAGUAAUUCAAAACAAAUUAAUUUUGAGAGUCCAACAUAUCAUUCAUGGGUUAAUUCUUUCUGACUGGUCUUCUCUAUUCAGUUAAUUUUGUUCCCUUCUGCCAGAUUAAUUUACUCUUUCAGCAAAUAUUUUUUGAGUGCCUCUUAUGUGCUAGGCAGUGCUCAAAGUGCAGGGGAUAUGGUAGGGAACAAAACAAAAUUCCUUGUCUUCAUGGAGGAGAAGACAAUAAAUUUAUGAUAGGAUUUCAGGUAUUGAUAAGUACUAUGAAGAAAAUAAAAGCAGAGUGCCACAAUGGAAUGACUGUGCACGUGUAUGUGUGCACGCGCACGCAGAGUGGAACAAAAGAAAAGUGAUUCUUCUUGCUUUAGUACAGCCGUUGCAUGGGUUUGAGCACUUUUGGCAGCUCCGGGAAACCCAAAGUACCUGUGGCCCAUUGAGAAGGUGUGGCACCUGCUGUCAGAGGCUUUGGGAGUAACCCACUUUCUACAGAAGAGCUCUGUGGUGCAGAAGCUGCCACAUGGUAACAAGCACAUGGAGCAGAAGACAAGCACAAUGUCCUUGACCAUAGAUUACUUAACGACUCCACCUACUUUAAAGAUGUUGAACUGAUGAGAAAGUAUUAGCUAUGGCUAAAUGUUGUAUGUGAGAAGUACUUUGCAAACCUCUGAAACACUUUACAGAUAUUGUUAUCAGUCAAACCGGAAGUAGAAUGUCCACAGUGCAGUGUAACAAAUGUGACAUGUGCAUGAGUUAAGAAACAGCUGUAAUGGGAAAGAUGAAAAAACAUGCUUUAUUUGUUUAUUCCAUUGUUCAGCUUCUCUUUAAAUUCUUUCCACAUGGACAAAUUGCUUGACAACAAAGUUUACUUAGUUUUCUAAACACUUGGGAUCAUCUCUAAAAUUAAAAAAAUUAAUAUUAAAUCUUGGACCAAGGAUUUCAACCAUGCAGUAUGUUGCUUCUGGGGUCUGCUGUCCUAUUCCAGCCCUAGUGAAUAGUUAAUGCCUUGAACUAUUCCUAUCACCACAGGUUGCCAGGCCACCAAAUAACGAAGCCAAUCCAGGAUUUGUCCAUACAGAAAAUGUGUGCGCUCCCAGCUAAAUCUCAGUUAAGGAGGUUGUUCUAUAUACAGCCAAGUAGCAGAAAUAUUCAUAAAUGUCAUUUGCAAAUAAACAAUGUAAUGAAUGGGUAUUUCCUUUCUUGUUAAUUCUAUGUGCUCAAUUAAAAGCCCCUUAUGUGAGUUUUAUAGCA